Mus musculus (house mouse) is the source of this 1581-nucleotide messenger RNA. Its product is annotated as predicted gene 5622. Bases 319 to 822 code for a protein of 167 amino acids. The record is from RefSeq and is marked predicted. Lineage: Eukaryota; Metazoa; Chordata; Mammalia; Rodentia; Muridae. The transcript is spliced from 5 exons.
AAUACCACAGUGCUGGAAGGGGUUGCUGUCAGGAGUCCAGGAACUCCUCUGCCUAGAAAGGAAAGCUAGCCAUGACCAACUGGGAGGGGGGCUAGAGCUUGUGGCUGGAUUGGAAGUGGCCAUGUAGGUCACAUCUGGGCUGGUCUCCUGACCUCCUGACACCAAGGUCUGAGUACCUCCUGUGAUCCCUGCCAGCAUCCAUGAGGCAGGCAAGAGAAAGAGUGCUUUGUGAAGGUCCUGCAGCAGAAGACAGACACAGAAGUGGAACUUCAGGAAGAAGCUUGAUCCCCAGGGCCACUGGAGUCUGACGACCAGUGUAUGGAGAGCCAUGAGAAUCCAGGCAUGUUUUCCCGGCUGCUCAGGUUAUUUCACAGGGAGAAUGGCGAUCAAGGAGAGACCAGACCAAGGCAGAAGGAAUUUGGCAUCCUUUCUUAUGAAAAAGGAAGAAUGAAAUCAUUCUGGGGAAGACACGUGUCUGCUGGGAAAACAUCAUCCCAAAGUUGCAACAUCACUAAUCAUAUGAAGAAUAUGAAUAAACUAGAAGAUAUGAAAUUUUAUAUCAGGAAGAUAAAUGCUGAGCGGGAAGAACUUUUUCGAAUCUUGGACAUUGACAUGAAUACUGAUUUGAACUACAGCAUCAGGCACACCCACCUCCUGAAAAAAUGCAAUCAAUUGAAGAAAAAAGUAAGGAUGUUGCUGAAUGAGAACAGAAAGCUGCUGGUAGAGCAGGCUGACCAGGAGGCAUCCUUUGGUGAAGAAAAGAGUUCUGUGAUGAGACCAGCAAGAACAUACAUCCCAAGUGCAAAGCAGCAGCAGGUGUGAAAUACUCCAGCAGAAACUGGAUCAUGGAAGAGAUCAGGACAAGGUCUCCUUUGAAGAGAACUUCUAUAGUGGGAUCCCUGCGUGUGCGAAGCAAAUAUUUCAUCUCAUCCCCAGUAAUCAUGGCUAUCAUCUGCUGCAUUUUCUUCCUUUACUUUUGUUUCCUUGCAAUGAAUAGCACUUAUUUUCAUCUAUGCUCUGGAUCAGCAAGAGUGAGACAUGUGCUGAGGCACAUCAAGAGCUACUGGGGAAACAGGAAGAUUCUGAGAGUGUAAAUUUUUCUUGUCCUUAUAGGUCAUCAAGGAAAAUUACAAAAUCAUUCUACAAAAUUGCAAAGACUUUGAGCCAAAGUCUGUAACAUGUUUUCUGCUUAGUCUUGGGUGUCCAUAUUUUUCAAACCCAUACUCCCAAAAAGGAGACCUACUUAAAUUUCUCUUGUAAAGAUUGUUACCAGAGUAACUUAUUUUCUACUGUGUUGCCAAGGACAGUCAUGGGCUGUAAGUCUGUGCUCCUAAAUGACAGCCAAAGAAGGCUCUUUAGCACAAUUCUUGUUUUUAGAUUUUGGUUUGAGCUUUGAUUACUUUUGUUAUUUGGUUUCCUUUUGUUUCAUUAGACGUUUUUUGUUUGUUUCUUUGCUGUUGUUUUGUUUUGUAAUUGAUUUAAUAUUUUGAUAAGGCUAUACACUUUACUUAUUGACUGCCCACUUUUAGUUACUAUUGAGUAAAUUGGAUGUAUUCUUAUGAAUAAAACAGUGAUGUCUAA